Messenger RNA from Saccostrea cuccullata (small rock oyster), 1590 nucleotides. RefSeq names its product fibrinogen alpha chain-like. Bases 58 to 1590 code for a protein of 510 amino acids. The transcript has 12 exons. Lineage: Eukaryota; Metazoa; Mollusca; Bivalvia; Ostreida; Ostreidae. The record is from RefSeq and is a predicted model, not a curated record.
AUGUUUAUAGUCUGUAUAUCCUAACGAAUACCAAGAAGAGUUGUGACAAACCUUACAAUGUUAAAGUUUGUGUGUUUGAUAGCCGUAUUUUCUCUUGUUUAUUCCUCGGGAAUUAAGCUUCAUUUGACAGACGGAAUGAAAGCCAUGCUGAGGAAGUCUAAAUGGGAUCACAAGAAUACAGUCAUCUCCAUACACGGACCUAUGACUCUCGAUCUGAAGUCAAGUUAUAAACUAAAGGAUGGACAGGUGUUUCUUAAAUCACAUAUGAAAGAGAAACACAAGGACUGUGCUGAUAUCCUUAAAAACAGACCCCUGAGUAAAGAUGGUGUGUACUCGAUUUAUCCUGAUAUGAAGACAAAGAAGUCGGUGUACUGUGACAUGACGACGGACGGAGGCGGAUGGACGGUUAUACAAAGACGACAAGAUGGCGUAACUGAUUUUUAUAGGAACUGGGCUGAGUACAAGAAGGGAUUUGGUGACGCCAAGGAUGAAUAUUGGCUGGGAAAUGAUGCUAUUUACACUCUGACAAUGGACAAAAGACAAGAACUAAGAAUAGAUCUAGAGAGAUUCUCUAGACAGAAAGCACAUGCAACCUACUCCAGAUUUUACAUCGGGAACGAAGCUGAAAAGUAUAAGCUGAGAGUAGAGGGAUUCAAGGGAACCAAAGGUCUUGGUGAUAGCUUUGGGCCGUACAGCAAUAUGAAGUUCAGUACUAAGGACAGAGACAACGAUACAAAUAGUGGUUCAUGUGCUAAGGGCUACAUAGCAGCAGGCUGGUUUGCUAGUUGUUUAAGCUGUAAUCUUAAUGAUGAAAUGAAAGCAAAGCUGGGGAAUUCUACAUGGGAUCAUAAGAACACGGUCAUUUCUAUACACGGACCUAUGACUCUGGAUCUGAAGUCAAGUUAUAAACUAAAGGAUGGACAUGUAUUUCUUAAAUUACAUCUCAAAGAAAAGCUCAAAGACUGUGCUGAUGUCCUCAAAUACAGACCUCGGAGUAAAGAUGGCGUGUACACGAUUUAUCCUGCCAUGAAGACAAAGAAGUCAGUGUACUGUGACAUGACGACGGACGGAGGCGGAUGGACGGUGAUACAAAGACGACAAGAUGGCUCAACCAAUUUCUACAGGAACUGGGCCGAGUACAAAAACGGAUUUGGUGACGCCAAGGAUGAAUACUGGCUGGGAAAUGAUGCUAUUCACGCUUUGACAAAAGUCAGAAAGCAAGAACUAAGGAUAGAUCUGGAAAAGUUCUCCAAAGAAAAAGCACAUGCAACCUACUCUACAUUCUACAUCGGAAGCGAGGCCGAAAAGUAUAAACUGGAACCAAAGAGUAUUGCAAUCGCUCAUACUCGUAUAAAACUAAGGGGGAUUUAUGGUUCAGCUAAAUCGUAUACAUGUGAUAGCUUUAGUCAACACAGCAGUAUGAAGUUCAGCACUAGGGACAAAGACAAUGACAGAUUAAGAAGGCCAUGUGCUCAGACCUUCAAAACAGCGGGCUGGUUCGCUGAUUGUUUGAAUUGCAAUCUAAAUGGAGUAUACAGAAAAGACUCCAAGCAAGAUGCCACAGAACUGAGUUGGUAUGGAGGUCCCUGA